Molecule: messenger RNA, 4099 nt
Organism: Molossus molossus (Pallas's mastiff bat)
Lineage: Eukaryota; Metazoa; Chordata; Mammalia; Chiroptera; Molossidae
Gene: GPHN
Product: gephyrin
Exons: 22
Coding region: 1040-3250 (736 amino acids)
Biological process (GO): glycine receptor clustering; postsynaptic neurotransmitter receptor diffusion trapping; establishment of synaptic specificity at neuromuscular junction
Cellular component (GO): postsynaptic specialization; postsynaptic membrane; cytosol
Molecular function (GO): molybdopterin molybdotransferase activity
Source: RefSeq, a predicted model, not a curated record
CCACAAAACCACGGACAGCAGCAGGAAGAGAAGCCAGGUGUCUACAGUCAAGAUGCUCUGCUGCAGACUCCUAAGCUUGUGAAGAUCGCCCUGUAAACACAGACUUGGGAGAUGGGAUCCUAAAGCCCAGGAGAAGCAGAAAUGAGGAAGCAAGUGGGACGACGAAGCAGGACAGGAUACCGCCUUCUUCAAGGCCCACAGCAGACUGGCAUAGUAGCCGCCGUUCUGACACCCACCCAGCUUCCUGAGCUACCUCCAGGUUCCCUGGAGCCGUCACGGGGUCGACCCGCAGCUCCUAGGGGUUGCGAGGAGUGGCCCCGGAUGCUCGGUCCUUUCCUCACCCGCUCAGAAGAGCGGCUCCGCAGCGCAGAGAAGCCGGCCAGAGCCCCGCAAACGCGGAGGCGCCGGGCUCGGCAGGGGAUUGCUUCUGUCUAGCGCUCCGCUGAGGCUGCGUUCGGGUCUCGCGCGCACCCGCUCCGCGUUCUCCCAGCCAAUCGGGCGCUACUCGCGCGUCCCGAGCGUUCCCCCGUCCUCCUCCGGCACGGCCGGCUCCUUCCCGCUCAGUACUCUGCGCCGAGCUCUCACUCCUCCCCUCACUCUCCACGAGUUUCACGCCUCGCCGUGUAGCUCCGCCCUGUCCCCGGGUCCGCCCCCGCAACCUCCCGAGCUUGUGCUCUUCUUUUCCCUCAGUCUCUUGCUCUCCAGCCGCCCUGGCUCUCGUGCUCCGCAGCGGCCUGGGACUAACCGGCCCGGACGGACACCGCGCUUUCGCCUCAGCGUGUGCCACCCGCGGCCCGCCGCCUCCGACUGGGACUCGGGGUCGCGCGCCCUGACUCCGCCCCCUCCCGCGGACUCGCGCGCUCCCGGCGCGGCCUCUCCCCGGCGCCGGCCGACCGGCACUCGGCCGCCUCCCCUUCCGUCCCCGCUCACCUCGCGCUCCCGCUCUCGCGGCUGUCCAAGGCGAGCGCGCUCCCGGCCGGCGCGUUCCGAGCUCCGGCUUCUCCCGGCUCCUGUCAGUGCGGUGACUGCGCUGGGAAACAUGGCGACCGAGGGAAUGAUCCUCACUAACCACGAUCAUCAAAUCCGCGUCGGAGUCCUCACAGUGAGUGAUAGUUGCUUCAGGAAUCUUGCAGAAGAUCGCAGUGGGAUAAAUCUCAAAGAUCUUGUACAAGAUCCUUCUUUGUUGGGUGGGACUAUAUCAGCAUACAAGAUAGUACCAGACGAAAUAGAAGAAAUCAAGGAGACUCUGAUAGACUGGUGUGAUGAAAAGGAACUUAAUUUGAUAUUAACAACUGGAGGAACAGGGUUUGCACCACGAGAUGUCACUCCAGAGGCCACAAAAGAAGUAAUAGAACGGGAAGCGCCAGGCAUGGCCCUGGCAAUGCUGAUGGGAUCACUUAAUGUUACACCUCUGGGCAUGCUCUCUAGGCCUGUAUGUGGAAUCAGAGGAAAAACUCUCAUAAUUAACUUGCCAGGUAGCAAGAAAGGAUCUCAGGAAUGCUUUCAGUUUAUACUGCCAGCUCUACCUCAUGCCAUUGACCUUUUACGCGAUGCCAUUGUAAAAGUAAAGGAAGUGCAUGAUGAACUUGAAGAUUUACCUUCCCCACCACCUCCUCUUUCUCCUCCUCCCACAACUAGCCCCCAUAAACAGACAGAAGACAAAGGGGUUCAAUGUGAGGAAGAGGAAGAAGAGAAGAAAGACAGUGGUGUUGCUUCAACAGAAGACAGUUCUUCAUCACAUAUAACUGCAGCAGCCAUUGCUGCCAAGAUUCCAGACUCCAUAAUUUCUCGUGGCGUUCAGGUGCUCCCACGAGACACAGCUUCCCUCAGCACUACUCCUUCAGAAUCUCCUCGUGCUCAGGCUACAUCUCGCCUUUCUACAGCUUCCUGCCCAACACCAAAAGUCCAGUCCAGGUGCAGCAGCAAGGAGAACAUUCUCAGAGCCAGUCACAGUGCUGUUGAUAUCACCAAGGUGGCUAGAAGACACCGCAUGUCUCCUUUUCCUCUAACAUCUAUGGAUAAAGCCUUCAUCACAGUCCUGGAGAUGACUCCGGUGCUUGGGACGGAAAUCAUCAACUAUCGAGAUGGAAUGGGUCGAGUCCUUGCUCAAGAUGUAUAUGCAAAAGAUAACCUCCCCCCCUUCCCAGCAUCAGUAAAAGAUGGCUAUGCUGUUCGAGCUGCUGAUGGCCCGGGAGAUCGUUUCAUCAUUGGGGAAUCCCAAGCUGGUGAACAGCCAACUCAGACAGUAAUGCCUGGACAAGUCAUGCGGGUUACAACAGGUGCUCCAAUCCCCUGCGGUGCUGAUGCAGUAGUACAAGUAGAAGAUACCGAACUUAUCAGGGAGUCCGAUGAUGGCACUGAGGAACUUGAAGUACGCAUUCUGGUGCAAGCUCGGCCAGGCCAAGAUAUUAGACCUAUUGGCCAUGACAUUAAAAGAGGGGAAUGCGUGUUGGCCAAAGGAACCCAUAUGGGCCCCUCAGAGAUUGGUCUUCUGGCAACUGUAGGUGUCACAGAGGUUGAAGUUAAUAAGUUUCCGGUGGUUGCAGUCAUGUCAACAGGGAAUGAGCUGCUAAAUCCUGAAGAUGACCUCUUACCAGGAAAGAUUCGAGACAGCAAUCGUUCAACCCUCUUAGCCACAAUUCAGGAACAUGGUUACCCCACAAUCAACUUGGGAAUUGUGGGAGACAACCCAGAUGACUUACUCAACGCCUUGAAUGAGGGUAUCAGUCGUGCUGAUGUCAUCAUCACAUCAGGGGGUGUAUCCAUGGGGGAAAAGGACUAUCUCAAGCAGGUGCUGGACAUUGAUCUUCAUGCUCAGAUCCAUUUUGGCAGGGUUUUUAUGAAGCCAGGCCUGCCAACAACAUUUGCAACUUUGGACAUUGAUGGUGUAAGAAAAAUAAUUUUUGCACUACCAGGAAAUCCUGUGUCAGCUGUGGUCACCUGCAAUCUCUUUGUUGUGCCUGCACUGAGAAAGAUGCAGGGCAUCUUGGAUCCUCGGCCAACGAUCAUCAAAGCCAGGUUAUCAUGUGAUGUAAAACUGGAUCCUCGCCCAGAAUACCAUCGGUGUAUACUGACUUGGCAUCACCAAGAACCACUGCCUUGGGCACAGAGUACAGGUAAUCAGAUGAGCAGCCGUCUGAUGAGCAUGCGCAGCGCCAAUGGGUUGUUGAUGCUACCUCCAAAGACAGAGCAGUACGUGGAGCUCCACAAGGGCGAGGUGGUGGACGUCAUGGUCAUCGGACGACUAUGAUGGUCGCCAGCGGGAGAAAGCUUUGAUGCAUGUCCACAUAUCAUUGACUGUAUCCUGUAAUAUGCAACGGCACAGCUAGUUUUUCUGAUUUGGAUAAAAGUUGAUCUGUAUAGUCAACAUCUUGAACUAUAUUUCAAAAGAAUUUAAAUACCUUUUAAAGAAAAAAACACCUAAAAAUAAAUCUUAAAACAGACAACUCUAUUCUGAUUAUAUCAAAGCAAAUUUUUCCUUUCUUGCAAAUUGCUUUGUGUGUUCAAUGCUAGGUCUGAUAGCGAUAGCUUUUAGUAGACAGCAGUAGGUGCCUGCAGAACUUGUGUUUUUCUCAUCUUUAAACAACUACUUAUGCUCUUAAAUCAAGGCUGUCUGCUUAUUUAUACUAGCGUAGGCAACACUUGGAUUCCCUUCUUAGUAUGCUUCAUAACCGCUUUACAGAGAGCUUUCGCUUGUUCUUUAUCAUGUAUCGUGUUUAUGUGCACAGUGCCAAAAGAAGAGUGGCUGGGGGCCUUGCCCUGCCUCCAGGAGAACAUCCCUGCAGAGCUUCCGGGGAAGUUUCUCGCCCCAGUAGCCUCGUGGCACAGUACUCUUGGGCAGUAACUGGAUACUUUUUAUUUGAACAAACAAACUGGGAGAAAAAUGCUUCCUUAAGUGCUGACAGCCUUUUUAACCAAUACAUUUAAAGUUGUACAGAACAAAAAAUAAAAUCAAAGACUGAUCUUGUACAGAUAUUAGUGUUACCAGCAUUCACGUGGAAAUCAAGAGCAAAGAAAAAAUAACGAUAAACAACUCUGUACCAUAACAUUUUCUGUAAUGAUACUGAAACUUAAUGAAUAAAAAAUCCUUGAUCAUUAU